Molecule: messenger RNA, 5766 nt
Organism: Ruditapes philippinarum (Manila clam)
Lineage: Eukaryota; Metazoa; Mollusca; Bivalvia; Venerida; Veneridae
Exons: 5
Coding region: 85-1311 (408 amino acids)
Molecular function (GO): protein binding
Source: RefSeq, a predicted model, not a curated record
GUUAUCGGUCGCCAGUUUGUGCUUAUUCAGAGAAAGACAAAAAAAAGAAAUCCUGUUUACAUUAUUUAAUGCCAUAGACCAGUAAUGUGCAAUGUCUUCAACGGCUAUGAACUCCUUCUUUUCAAGCGAUUUAAUCAACACCCAGAAGAAUGGAUAGAAUGGAGGGAGAAACUGAAAGAAAGAGAAGAACAGGGAGUGGAUAGUUUCGGGGAUAUUCCCAGGGAAUUGUGGUACUUGUCAGUGGCAUUACACCAACGCCCGAGGUACUUGUUACAACUAGUCAGGGAUGAGAUUGAAAAAGAAAAAAAGCAUUAUCUUCGGAGAACUGGAGAAACCCUUCUCACCACAUACAUUAAUAUGAAUCACUUCACAGAGUUUCAUCUCGACAGUAUCUUCAAGUAUGGAGAAGACAACAAAUUACCAAAAGAGAUUUUCAAAUGUGCCAAUAUUCGUUACCUUUCAUUGAAGUUCAACUGUCUGUAUGAUAUACCUCCGGAUAUAGGCCACCUCCAGAAGUUGAAAUAUCUUGCCCUCACAAACAACCGUCUACAUGUGCAAUCUAUCCCUCACACAUUAACUUUCUGUUCUAGUCUACGCACAUUAUUACUGGACAAUAACUUACUGGAUGCAUUACCAGGCUUCCUCCUUCAGAUGCCUAAUAUCGAGACCGUCCAUCGGCAUGGCAACCAUAACUAUUUCAAAUCCACUUUUAUGUGGUAUCAUACAGAUGUAUACUGCAGGAUUAUGCCGUUGACUGGAAAUGUGCAGGUUUCGUGUAAAAAGCCAUUCAAGCUAUCAUUCUGGGCCGCAAAAGCUUUGAUAGGAGCUAAAAAGAACUUUUUUACAGAUAAGAAUGUUGCACCAGUUUUGAAGGACUAUAUUUGUGAUGUGUAUGAACAGUUCAAUAUUUGCCAGAACUGUACAACUGCCUGUCUCAAUAAUAAACCAGGAUUCAAGGUGAUUACUUUUAAGAAUCCAUAUUUAGGAAACACUUGUGUGCCUUUCCAGCACUGGGUGUGCUCAUUUGAAUGUGCCAAAGCUCUUGAAGUUCCUGCCAGACAUGAACAGAUAGCCAAGGCUCGGGAACUUGACUCAAAGUAUGAACACUACGUGCACGAGUGUCAGCGUGCGUUUUAUAGAUGUAAACGGAAGCAGAAGGUAUUGUCAUGUUUGUCGCCAGAUGAUAUAGAGAGUGUAUCGGACUGUGAUAGUUAUAUUUCGGAGCCAACGAGUCAGCUGACUGACGAGUCGGACACUACUGAUGAAUCCGAGUCGAUUCAGACACAACCAAAGAACUGUAUUAUAAUGUGAUAUUACUCUGUUAUGAAAAACAAACCUAAUGAAGUGUUAAUAUAUAUUUCUAUUAAGGUAUUAACACCAAUAAGUGGAAGUGUGUACAAUUUGGUAAAUUUCGUCACUUUCGGUGUUGAUCUGUUUAUUUACAACACGACAAGAUGUUUUGUUGGUAUUGAUUGUUUAUUUUAAGUUUAUCAUCUAUGGACAGUAACAAAAAAUAUGCCAUUUUUUCUUAAGCAAAUAUUGGUUGCAAUAACUUGUUUAAAUUUUUUUCCAAAGCAUAAUUUUUUACAGGGUUAGGUAUGGUAUACAUAUAUUAUUAUUGGAAACACUAGUUUCAAUUUAAGAUUCAGAUGGGGAAAUUUUGUUAAUUUACACAGACUGCAUAAUAUUAUAUUACAAAAUAAUUUAUUAACAUCAUUUCCCUGUUACAUAUGCAUUGGAAAAUAUAGAUAUUGGGAUACUGUACUCUUCAUUGUAGAUGGUAGAUUUUUGUUGCAUUGAUUAAUAACAAAAGAGAAUUUCAUUCUCUCGACCAUAUAUCAGUUUGCAUUUAUUUAAUUAUAAUUUCAGUUUUUCCAGAGCAUAGGUAUUUGUUAGCCUCAUUUCCCUGUUAUAUUUGCAUUGGAAAAUAUAGAUAUUGGGAUACUGUACUUUUGUAGAUGGUAGAUUUUUGUUGCAUUGAUUAAUAACAAAAGAGAGUCUCAUUCUCUUGACCAUAUAUCAAUAUGCAUUUAUUUAGUUCCUUUUCAAUUUUUUCAGAGCCAGUAACACAUAUUAUCUGUUUUAAUUAUCAUAUUUGUGGUUAUUUUUCAUUUUUUUCAUUCUUGCUUUAUUUUCAUACAUUACAGAAAUAAGAAAAUUGUCAUGGUGCGGCUCAUAUGUUUUGUGUAAAACCACUUCAUGAAAAUGGUAUAUUUAGUAAUUAUUUAUAUUAUUCAUUCUUGAAAAUAAUACAUUUUUGUCAUUAUACAAUGUUAUAUAAGCACAAGUUUAAAAAAAUUAAAGAAUUAAGUUCAGUAAUAAUUAUUAUGAUUAUCAAUUGUUUUUAAAGUUUUUUGAAGAAAUGUCUGGAUAAUUUAUUUUGUUUUUUCUGUGAAGAUAUUGUAUAGUUUCAAAGUACUAAAAUCAAAUUAGUGUCAAAAAUGAUAAAAUUAACCAGUUCAUUAUUCCACUUGUCAGGUUCAUAAUUCCACAUGUUAAGGAAUGUUAAAAAAAUACCUCUCAGAAAUGUGAAUGAAUUGCUUUACUAAUCAGCUGAUAUUAUUUCUUUUAUUAAAGUUGCAUAUUUCUAUCACAUCCUGUUCCUUUUUAGCUUGACUAUUUUACACACCAGGGCGUCAGCGUUAGGCUUUGGCUCAGUUUUCGCAUGUAAGUUGGUAUCUCCAAGACCACUGAAGGGAAUAGGUUGGCAUUUUACAUUAUUUGAGAGCAUGAUAGAAGGUCACUAUACAUGCCCAUAAGCCAAUAACUCUAACAUGGAUUUUGACAGAAUUAAGGCCCUUUUUGAACAAUUUUACAUUAUCAAGACUCUUGUUUAACUACAUGUAUCCAGCUCUGAGAAUAGUCAAGCAAGCUCUCCUACCUACUGCUCUUGUUUUUAAAUGUAAUAAAUUAGUCAAUUAUGCUGCCAUUUUCUGGCUUUAUAAUACAUUAUGUAUUUGCUUGUGAUAAAAAAUUUGUUGUUAUUUCAUGUAGACUUGUAUUUCAUUCUAUGUAAUAUGGUAAAGGGAACCUGUGUUAAACUUUUUUUUUAAAAAUAUAAUGCUUCCCUUGAGUAGUUGAAUACGAGUCUAUCUGAAAUAAGAACUUGUGUAAUUAUAUAUUUACAAAAGUGCUUUUGAAUAGUGCGGAGUGUCAAUUUAAAAUUGACAUAACAAUUGACAUAACUACAUGUUUAUCAUGUUGCUCCAUUCUUUUCAUGUUACAUGUACACCACUAUAUUAUUGUCAUGUAACUAUAUUAUUGUCAUGUUACUAUAUUAUUGUCAUGUUACAUGUACAUUACUAUAUUAUUGUCAUGUUAUAUGUACACUACCAUAUUAUUGUCAUGUUACAUGUACACUACUAUAUUAUUGUCAUGUUACAUGUAUACUACUAUAUAAUUGUCAUGUUACAUGUACACUACUAUAUUAUUGUCAUGUUACAUGUACACUACUAUAUUAUUGUCAUGUUACUAUAUUAUUGUCAUGUUACAUGUACACUACUAUAUUAUUGUCAUGUUACAUGUACACUACUAUAUUAUUGUCAUGUUACUUUAUUAUUGUCAUGUUACUAUGUACACAACUAUAUUAUUGUCAUGUUACUAUAUUAUUGUUCUUUUUAUGUCAUUCCAUUCUUGUCUUGUUACUCCAUUCUUUACUCCAUUCUUUUCCUUUUACUCCAUUCUUGUCCUGUUACUCCAUUCUUUACUCCAUUCUCUUACUGUUUACUCCAUUUAUGUCAUGUUACUCCAUUCUUUACCCCAUUCUUGUCCUUUUACUCCAUUUAUGGCAUGUUACUACAUUCUUUACAUGUUACAUUCUUUUUAUGUCAUUCCAUUCUUGUCCUGUUACUCCAUACUUGUCUUGUUACUCUAUUCUUUACUCCAUUGAUAUCAUGUUACUACAAAAUUGUCAUGUUACUAUUUUUUAUUUUCUAGUGAUGUUCAAAUGAAACCUAAAAACAUAUUGAACUUUUUGUAAUAACAAGAAAUCCUGAAUAAUUCAUGUUUGAGGUUUAUAUUUUUAGGCUUUUCAUUGAUAUACUUUUAGUCACAUUUGGUAUUAACAAAAAUGUAGUGAGAUAUUAAUUUUUGAAUUUUGUUUUAUUUAUUAUAUGUUUGUCAAAUAUUUCAUGAUAUUUUCUCUUGAAAUCCAGUAAAUAUUUAAGUUACACAUUAGAAUUUUGUAUUAUGGUUUCGGGAUAGAAAACAAAUUUUAUGUUUAGCAACUUAUUAUUAGUGCUCGCCAAUUUUUUAAGCCAACCACCGACGAGGAUUUUUCAAAUUUUCAGGUUUCAAAUCUUAAUAGAACAGAUUUUAUAUAAACUGGACGUUUUAUAUUAUAAAACGCAAGUGGGCGGAGCUAAGUUUCGAAGAGCGCUAAAGUGCCAUAUACGCAUGUGCAGAGAUCUUGAAGUUUACUCCUCCUACUAAUCAAUAUUUAUGCAUCAUGUUUUUACAGUACACGCACAUGUAUAUCGUCACUACGGCAUAUAAUUAAAAAAAGAGGUUCAUUGAAAUGAAAACAGGCAAAAUAACAGUUUUAUUACUUAUAAAACUUCAAGUCUAUACCAUUACUUAAUACAUCAGUGUACACAUUUACUUAUAUUUCAUUUUGACCUUAUAAAAUGCUAUGAAUCAUGCAGGAACUCGCAAAUUUGGCUCAUUUAUUUAUAUAAUUAUCAGUAAGAUAUAUAUUUUUUUUUGUUUUCCAAAACGUUUUCUUCCAAUGUUUCACAAUUGAUAAAAUUUCGAAAUCUUCAUUGAAGAAUUGACCGAGGAGAUCGAAAUCACCGCUAUCAUUUUGCGCCUCCUUAUUGUCUGAUUUACCUAGACAGAAUGGGGGAAUUAGCUAUCCCGAAAAUGUGUACCGCUACCGUGUUGUUGUUGUUGUUGUUGUUGUUGUUUUAAGUUUAUUUUAGCUCGGCGCCGGAAAUUCCAUAUGUCCGAGAUCUCAGCGUCCAUGCCGGUCCACUCUGGUAGUCUCAUCGGGGACGUCUUUUUCAUGCCGAUCUUCCUAAGUCCUGUUCUUCGUUCGGUGGAGGAAGGACAAUACCGGAAAAGCAUCAAGUUCCGUGACGGCUGCAAACAGGCGGUUGACAUAAAACGGCUCUUGUUAGCGCCACCCUCCAGAGUUAGUCACGACAGGUCAACCAAUCACCUCUGGUACUUAAGAUGACUUGACCUUGACCUGCCGUGUGCCUUCUCCGCGACGUGCACGCCUCUGGAGGGAUUUGGAGAAGUUGCCCGCUACCGUCUUCCAAACAUGGUUUAUAAUAUACACAUUUAUGCUAUCGUGUGACGUCACGCAGUGUGUUGGGCGGAAAAAAAUUGGGCGGAGCACUAAGCCAAACUAAGCUACAGUCGCUUCGCAAGCUCCGCUCCUUUUUAGCUUUCUUAUUUACGAAGAACACCCAAUAUGCACUCUAACCUAUACAUAGUAGUUUAGCUCACCUGAGCACAAAUUAUUGACUUAAGUUUGAUUGUUAACAAACAAGGCUCUUUUCCUCUUUAUUAUAAGAGAACUUUGCAAAUCUUAUAAAAUAGGCGAGCAAUGCUGAGCCACCAUGGCCGUCUUUGUAUAUUUUGAUGUAUAAGCAGACAUAUACAUUUUUGUCAUCAUUAAAAUAACUUUGCUUUCAACCUUAAAGAAACAACUAAACAAUUAAACGUAAUUUGUUAUUGUUAUAAAAUGUGUCUUUCUUAGCAUAAGAUUUAUGUGUAAAAUUGAGACUGUUGCAUAUGCAUGAAAGAAAAUAACUUAAUAUA